Scheffersomyces amazonensis is the source of this 1076-nucleotide messenger RNA. RefSeq lists its product as uncharacterized. The record is from RefSeq and is a predicted model, not a curated record. The transcript has a single exon. NCBI's taxonomy places the organism in Eukaryota, Fungi, Ascomycota, Pichiomycetes, Serinales, Debaryomycetaceae. Bases 120 to 737 code for a protein of 205 amino acids.
GUUUUUGCAUAUAAAUUUAUAUAAAUAUACAUCAUAGUUCUUUGUUCUCCAGUUUAUAAUAGAAUUAUUAUUAUUAUUAUUAUUCUCUUUAACAAUCUCAUCUCCCUAAUCCAUUGUGUAUGUGUGAUUUCACAACUACAUUCCAACCUGAUCCAAUCUACUUAGAUCAUACAAUAGAUUAUAUAACUAAAGAAAAGAUGUCCUCUGAAUUUUCAGAAAUUGGGAUUGCUCAAUCAAUACCAAUGAGAUCUCCCAUGAGAUUAUUUACAAGUAAAAUUACUACUAAAAGUAUCAAAAUUACUUCUACUGAAGCUCAUACUAGUAAUAGUAUAAUUCAGCCUUCAGAAAAGAUAAAUUCCAUAUCAGAAGUUGAUGAAAUGGCAGAACUUAGCUCAAUUGAAGGAAGUCAUCUGGAUAAUUAUGGGUCAAGCUCUUCAGAUGGUUCAAUUUUCUCUGAUGAGGAAUCUAUAGAGAAACCUCAAGUUCCUAAUAAAUUUAUUAAGAAAAAUAAGAACUUGCAAGAUAAGCAAUUAGAUUCAGAAAUUGAAUUUGACAUUGACGAUGAGUUUCUCGAAGAAGAGAUGGUUAUUCAAACUAUCGAUGGAGUAGUGGAAAUAAUUGGAGUAUAUCUUGGCAAUGAUGAUAAUAUUAAUGUUAGUGAUAACAAACUACAUUCCAAAACAAGUAAAAGAAACAGUCAAUUAACUCUUGUCGAUAUUCAAAAGUUUCCUAAAUAGUGACCCAAAUUAACUUUGGGCUUGUUUAUGAUGAGAACGUUUUUUUCUACAAACUUAAUUUUUUUUUACUUACUUAAUGAUACCCUACUUUAAUUUUAAUUUGGCUCUAUGGUUUUUAUUGGUGAUACUCCACUUUGGCUGUUAUGAUACAGUUUAUUAUACCCCGUUAAUUCUUUCAUUUCUUGUUACUAUAUUCAUUCCUUUAAUUCAAUAGUUUAGUUUAGUUUGCUUUUCUUUAUUAUAUAUUGCUUUGCUUUGCUUUGUUUUGUUUUGCUUUACUAAAUUUGCAUUACUUAAUAUAAUAUUACAAUCUUCGUAAUUGGUAAUAUGUAUAAAAAU